This is a messenger RNA of Pelobates cultripes (western spadefoot toad), 583 nucleotides long. Lineage: Eukaryota; Metazoa; Chordata; Amphibia; Anura; Pelobatidae. The record is from the annotation of a GenBank genome assembly.
AUGGCGGAUGCGUCUGUGACUCAGACGUGGGAGCACCAUCCAGCCGACCUCACUGAAGCACUAGAUCAAUUUGAAGCACGACUAGAUGCGGCCUUCGGAAAACUCUGGGCCAACCUAAUUGAGCUGAUGAACCGAGUGCCUCCUGCGGCGCUGCCACGGGUGAGACAGCAGACACUAAAUGAGAAGAGACAAGUGAGACCCCCCAAAGGCAUACCGACCGCACUAAACACACACCUCGCUACAUUACGCCUUCCUGGGCCUAGAGUCACCUGGGGAAUACCCCCAAAGCACAGACCACGCAUGCAGGAGGGAACAACGAGCCGAAGCCAACGUGGUACAGCUCCCGGUAACUUCCCGGCUGGGAACAACUUGGACUCAAAGAAGACCCAAGUUCGUGGCAACAAGGUGCAGGCUCUGGAACAGGCCCGGGGCCUGGGGAGUACUUCGCUCUCGACCAACAGCGUGGCUUGCUGCAGGGGACAUUGCACGUAUGUAAGGCAGAUGCCCAACCAGGGAAUCGGCUAACUUCAUGACUCUGAGAGAUGGCUGCAGGCCAAGAUCAGCUCCCAGACAGGGACUCUGA